Molecule: messenger RNA, 1026 nt
Organism: Amborella trichopoda
Lineage: Eukaryota; Viridiplantae; Streptophyta; Magnoliopsida; Amborellales; Amborellaceae
Product: mitogen-activated protein kinase kinase kinase 18
Biological process (GO): signal transduction; protein phosphorylation
Molecular function (GO): ATP binding; protein kinase activity
Source: RefSeq, a predicted model, not a curated record
AUGGGGGCUCCUCUUCCAAUUAAAGACUGGAUAAGACUGAAAACUAUAGGGAAUGGCUCUUAUGGAGAUGUGAGUCUUGCCCGAAGCUUGGAAGAUGGCCGUUUAUUUGCUGUAAAGUCUGCAACCUGCAACAAUGAAGAGUUUCUCGAAUCUCUAGAGAGAGAAAUUCUGGUACUCAAGAAUCUGGAUUCUCCUUUUAUUGUAAGGUACCUUGGCCAGUGCAAUGACGAAGAAGGAAGGCUGAAUAUCUUCAUGGAGUACAUGGAUGGCGGUGAUUUGUCCGCACUAUCUAUGAGAUGCAAGGGAUUGCCGGAAAUGGCCAUUAAAGCUUACACAACCUCCAUUCUAAGAGGUCUUCAAUACCUUCAUGGCAACGGAAUUAUUCACUGUGAUAUUAAAGCAAAGAAUGUGCUCUUGGGGUUCUUAGGCGACGUCAAACUUGCCGAUUUUGGUGCUGCAAAGAGGGUCUCCAGUGAGCUUCAUGAUAUUCACGCCGGGACUUUGGGGUGGAUGGCCCCUGAAAUUUUUAGGAGGAGGGAACAGGGCAUACCCUCAGAUAUAUGGUCCCUCGGUUGUACAGUUGUGGAGAUGGCUACAGGGAAGGUACCAGAGUUAUCACCAGAAAAACUUAAACUCACUGGAAUUUCAGAUUGCGGCCUUGAUUUCCUUGAGAAGUGUUUCAUUCGAGAGCCAACAGAAAGGUGGACGGCUUCUCAGUUGCUUCACCAUCCCUUUCUGGCAUAUGUACACUCAAAUGAAACCCUAUUUUCACCAAGUACUGUCCUCGACAAUUUAUCGACUCCUCGACGAAUAGAGUGGACUGAAACGCUGACAAGUUGCAGAGGUUUUGACAAAAAUCAGACAAACAUAACCCUAACAAGCUGCAGUGACUUUGAUGAAGAACAGACAAUUAAUACCCUAAAAAGUCACAGAGCUUCACAAGCAAUGCUGAGGAUCAAAACCCCAACAAGUUGCAGAGGUUUUGACCAAGAGAGGUGGGAGACCAAGGAUUGGCUAACAUUGUGA